AUGGCGGCGUCGAGCUGUAAAAGUGUGGCCCCGUUGCGGCAGAGUGAUUUUAGCAUCGAACAUAUCCUUACGCGGGCGGGUGAACGGUUCGAGAGGCGACGUCGAUCCGAGGAGGAACAGUGUCGAAGUUGCUACACCAGUAGCCCCGGAAGUGAGGCGAACAGUGAUCUGGAGGUGGAAGACGCCGAACGGUCCAGAUCGGUGGCACGAAUCGAGCUUGACGACGGGCUGGAUGUGGGACAUCCGGCAAAGCACGCGACGGUGGAACGACGAUUUGUUCCGACGGGUUCGGGAUGUGGUGCACCGGCGUUCGAUUGGCUUUACUACACACGCUACCAUCCGCCGAAACUUCCGAGACCUGCCAAGGCCGGGCCUGUGAAACGUACUCCCGGCCGGUUACCGCGCGUCCCAUUUACGCCAGCCCAGCUCAGUGCACUCGAGGACGCGUACAAAGUGUCCACCUAUCUCAGCUCGGAAGAAGCCAACCAGCUCGCCUACAGUCUAGAUCUCACGAACACGCGCGUUAAAAUUUGGUUCCAGAACCGACGGGCGCGGGAUCGAAGAGAAAAGCGUGAGGCUCAACUGAUCGGCGCUGGUGCGGAUCCACUCGGACCGAUUCCGCUCUACACCGGUGGAAAUUCGACGGGAGUGCCGAUCGCGUCUCGUCUCCGCAGUCAUCCUUCGUCGCCGUCCAGCACGGAAGGGGGUGGAAGUCGGCAAAGCAGGAGUCCUACCACGGAUCGAAACUAUUAA
Messenger RNA from Anopheles coustani, 753 nucleotides. Its product is annotated as homeobox protein MSH-D. Gene Ontology annotation, molecular function: RNA polymerase II transcription regulatory region sequence-specific DNA binding; DNA-binding transcription factor activity, RNA polymerase II-specific. Gene Ontology annotation, cellular component: nucleus. Gene Ontology annotation, biological process: embryonic morphogenesis; regulation of transcription by RNA polymerase II. NCBI's taxonomy places the organism in Eukaryota, Metazoa, Arthropoda, Insecta, Diptera, Culicidae. The transcript has 2 exons. The coding region runs from base 1 to 753 and encodes 250 amino acids. The record is from RefSeq and is a predicted model, not a curated record.